GAAGUGGCCCAAUGUGGGAGUGUCACUGAGUGCCGCACUCAGAGGUUCCUGCCUAUUCGGCUUUAUUUAAAAGCGAAGAAAAUACCGUUAUCGCAGCUGAAUUGAAGUCUGCGAGUCAUGCCGACCUUCCGCUCUGCGUGGACUCUGUGUGUCCUGGCGCUCCUGCUGCCGCUUGGAGUCCUGUCUCAGUUCGACUUCAAUCUGGCUGAUGCUUUGGAUGAUGAGAGCGUUAAGCCAUCAGCUUCUGUUAGACCAAAGCCAGAAGCACCAACUCGAGGAAUAGAACAAGCUACAGUAAGAACUACAACCACCAAAGUCCCAGUAAAGGUCAGGCCAAAGCUCCCUACAAGUACUGAAGUAUCAAGGAAGACGAAACCCAAGUCAAAUGGACAAGAUUUUGAUCUGGCAGAUGCUUUGGAUGAAAACCAGAAGCCAGGAGGAGGAUUUUCUGACAGUGAUCUGGAAGGUGUGAGCAACGAUAACACCUACAAACCCGACAAAGGAAAAGGAGGCUAUAAAAAAGGAGACACCAGCCAGAGUUCCCAUGAUGAAAGCAGUGAGGUCACUGCAGAGGUCGGCACCAUUGCAGGAAUUGUCAGUGCCGUCGGCAUGGCGCUGGUGGGGGCCAUCACCAGCUACAUAAGCUACCAGAAGAAGAAAUUGUGCUUCAGCAUACAACAGAGCAUGAAUGUUGACAUUAAUAAGGCUGAAAUCCCAGAGGGAGUGGUGGCAACCGAACCUCAAGCACAACAGACGCUUUUGGAACAACCAAAGUCUGGACCACCUUGUGAUGAGAAUGCAGUUUAGGAACCAGUCAGUCACUGAGUCAGUCAGACAUUUCAGCUGUCCUUUCAUCCACAUAUAGUGUACUAAUAUAUAAACAUAGCAAAUUCCAUGUUUGUACCAUUAUAGGCUUUGUAAGGCAUGGCGCUUAUCUAAGCUAUAAACUGUUUACACUGCUGAGCAUUUCAUCUUGUUAGACGUAGAACCACUUGAAUUCAGAUCGGCAUCUCCCAUUUGUGUUUGAAUUCCAUUUAGUGUUUUAAUGAGGUUUGCAUUAGAAAAAUGCACAUUUUUAAAUGGAGUCUGUAGGAAGUGAGUCUGUAGUUUGUCUCAGUGCUGACCAGUGAAUGACCAGCAGGUUCUGUAGUUUCUUCAGAGCUCAGAUCAGCGCCAUGUCUUCGCUGAGUAGAGAAACAUUUGUUUUAGAAUUUUUGAUGGUUGAAAUGAUUUCCUCCUGUUAAUCUCACAUUCUGACACGUGUAAGUAAAACUGCAAAACUACUUUAUUUAAAUUACUUUUAUUUAUUUCUCUUGCAAGUUUAGAAAUUUGUACCUGACUAGUGUUUUUACUAAAGUGUGACAGAUUUACUGGCAUGGCUGCAAGGGGCAGUAGUUGGUAGCAAUGUUGCCUUGCAGCAAGAGAAGGUCCAUGUUUCGAAUCCCGGCCUAAACUCAAUUUA
Xiphophorus hellerii (green swordtail) is the source of this 1462-nucleotide messenger RNA. It is a transcript of the gene cd99l2, whose product is annotated as CD99 molecule-like 2. Bases 118 to 807 code for a protein of 229 amino acids. NCBI's taxonomy places the organism in Eukaryota, Metazoa, Chordata, Actinopteri, Cyprinodontiformes, Poeciliidae. The record is from RefSeq and is a predicted model, not a curated record. The transcript is spliced from 10 exons.